CUACCUCUUCCGUCUUCAGUCAUUCUCCAUACUGUGUUUGAUCAUCUCCCAUAAAAGCACGGUAGAACCUAUAUGUGUUGGGCACAAUACGGCCUAAUACACUUUUUGGACGUAAUAUUAUUAAGUGGUAAUGUUUCCUUCGGCCGCUCUCCUUUCUGACUUUGAAUGUCCUCUUUAUCAAGGCGGUCGUUGUAAUCGACCCUUUUGCAAAUACCAACAUGGGGAACGUGCAGGAGAUGUUUCCCCCGUAAUGACGCGAGGAUUUGAAAGGCACCAUGUAACUUCUAGUGGAGCCUUAAUCACCCAGGAAAACAAUGGAGCUUGCUUACUAGAACUUGAGAGGAUUACUAAACAAAUCGAAUCAGUCAAGUGUGAGGUUGAGAAACAACAAAGAAAGCUGUCCUAUUACAAGACAAGAAAAAAUGACCAAUCUGGAUUGUGCUCAUCUGUGAACAAAAGUAAAAAUAAAAUAGCUGAAAAUGACCCAAGCGCCAACAAGUAUGUGUUGGAGAAAUCUCGACCACUGACUGAUUUGGAAUAUGAUCCUUGCUCCAAUUUUUCGUCUGGCUUAUUGUCUGGCACUGCAUCCGAUUGUAGUGUCAGGCCGUGUAAAGAACAAGAGACUACUCUGGAGCAAAAUCAGAGUGACCAAAAGAUAAAAGUAUCUCACCAUUCGGAUGACUCAGAUGACGGAACACUUGUUAUUGACGUGCCAUGUCUGGAGGAGGAUCCACAAGGUGUAGAGCAAGUCGUACAAACCAAGACCACUAAACCAGAGCCCACUGAAUCUCCCCCAAAAGACAUCCAAGAGGCGAAACGAUGUAGAGAUCUCUUUACUGACUGUGUACUGUCCACGCAGAAACACCUGCCGAGAGAUGAGCGAUGUGAGGAAGAACUGUUCAAAUCUCCCUCUAAAUGUUCAGAAGGGCCAAAGACUGGAAAUGGGACAGCACUUAAAUGCUUUGAGAAAGACGGAGAGAUUGUUUCCUUAGCAUCUUUUGAUCAUGUGGCACCAUUAUUGGUACCAGAUGCUGGUCUGUCUGCAACUGGAGUGGGAACAGGAGUUGACCACAGCACUUCAAGUUCUCAUCAUGAAGACAGAGAAAAAAAGCUUAAUAUUUCAAAUGUUCUAGAUGACCUUUCUGCUUGUCUUGAGGAUCUGAAGAAUCAAAGUGAAACAACUGGCUGUAGAAAUGAAACUGAACCAAUUCAGAUGGAAAAUAAUGGAAAUGGCCUGGAUGGCAGUAAUCAAAAAGAAGACAUGGAUUUCUGUAGUCUCCAUCAAGAGCUCCAUCAAGAGAUUGCUAGCCUGGAGAAGGCAUUGGGGGAACCCAACAAAAAUGACCAACGUUCUCUUCUCUCCAUUGCACCCCAAAAUCACGUUCAACACGUUGUAGAACCUGAAGAAGAGCUCCAUCUUUCUACCCAAACCACCUCCUUCUAUCCUUUGACAAAAGACACCGGGAGUGGUCAGAAUGUUGAAGGUUUCACAGAGGGUUACUGGCCCUCAGUGCAAAAUAUUCAAAAUGAGAUGUAUGCUGCUAAACUCCCAACAUAUUCAUCCAUGACCGAUCAGGGCUUACCUUGGGGGCAGUCUAAUGCGCAGCCUCUGAGGUAUCAAGAUGCAUUGAUGAAGGCAACAAACCCCAACCAGUUUCUGAUGUUACAGAAGCCAAUGACUGAAUACAGUGUUGGUCUGGAUGUCCAUCAAGCCCCUGGUGUCCUUCAUACACCGGUACCAACCACAGUACCCAGGGGAAUGGAAAAAGAGGACAUUAUCGAAAUUGACUCAAGUUCCGAGGAGGAGCUCAAUUACUCCGAUUUGGAUUUGUCUGAAAGUGAUCCGAUGGAGGAGUGCUACAAAAUCUUCAUGGAGUCAAACGACGGUGGCGACUCCGAAUUCCAAGAUCCUUCCCCUGUGCAGGCAGAUACAACUGCAGAGACAGACAUGAAACUGAAAAUGGAUAGUGGACACAAGAAAAGAAUGGCCCAUAUUCCAAGACAUGAGGCGGUCACUACUAAGCCCAAAACACAGGUGAUUGUUCCCUUCCGAGGCGAACCCACUCUGAUAACCCCAGCACCUGUGAGAGGACCGCAGCACAUCCAACGACAGGUGUCUGUUCUGACCACAGCCGUCAGAGGCAUCCAGGGACAGGGCGCCUCUAGUGGCCACGUCAACAAAUGCAUCCAACUUGCUUCUCACCCCAACCUUCCCCAAAAUGCAUGUGUUAAUAUCAUACCUGUCGGGGCCACCAUUCAACUGCACCCCAGCAUGCACUUCAUUGUACCUCAGGCCCACUACUCUGUGUCUGUGCCUAUGACGGCGCUGUCUCCCCCAGUAGCACUGCCACGGGCCAUGCACCUCACGCCCGCUAAACCAAUGCCAACCAAACGCAAAGCAAAGGUGAAAGGUGAAGUAGGGGUGAAGGUCCCCCACAAUAUAAGACAGCGCUAUGUCAACCUUUUUGUGGAAGAGUUUCUCAAAACCUCUGCUACUGUGCCUGAGGCCUUUGAAAAGGCUUUAGUUGAGGAGAAGGCUGUGCAUGAGCGAAGCAUCAACAGACUGAAGUAUCUGAGUGUAGCUGUGAAUGCCCUGAAGAAGCUGAAGAGUCAGAACAGUCUUCCCACCAAAGGUGGAACUGAGAAUGCUGCAAAAGAAUCCAGAGGCGACAUUGAACUCGUGUGCUGUGCGCUGCAUGGAAGAGGAGAUGCUGCUCUUUAUGAGAGUCUGAAGGAGCACAUUCUGUCUGACGACAUGCUAAGGAAAAACAACUAUCCCUUGCAGCAUCCUGACCGUGCUGGGUGUGCUGUACAGUGUGGUGAGAGCAGAAAGACCAUGGCUGACGCAUUGAAAAGGAUCUGCUGUCGCUGUGGAUCAACUUUUUCUGUCAGCGAAACGGGAAAACACACUAGGAAGGAAGAGUGUACCUACCACUACGGGAAAGUUGUUGAAAACAAGGUCCCGGGCGGAGUGGAGUCCCGCUACAGCUGCUGUGAGGGGGCCGUGGGGACGGCUGGAUGCCAAGUGUUCAAGCUUCAUGUCCACGGUGCCUGCAGCCUCUCUGGCUUUGUGAGCACACUGCCAUCAAGCUCGGGAGAGCCAUGCUGCCCAGGGGUCUAUGCAUUAGACUGUGAGAUGUGUUACACAACACAAGGCCUAGAGCUGGCCAGAGUGACGGUGGUCAACUCCAGCCUGCAGGUCAUCUAUGACACCUUUGUCCAGCCUGAAAAUGAGGUCAUUGAUUACAACACCAGAUUCUCUGGUGUGAGUGAGAAGGACGUGAGGGGCACUAAUGUCUGUCUGAAGGACAUUCAAAACACACUCCUGAAGCUCAUCAGUUCAGACACCAUCCUUAUUGGCUAUGAGCUGGAAAAUGACCUCUGUGCCCUUAAACUGCUCCACAAUGUGGUUGUGGACACUGUUGUGGCGUUUCCUCACCGCUUGGGGCCCCCACACAAGCUUGAGUUGCACCGUCUAACUGCUGACUACCUCAGGAGAAUCAUCCAGGAGAGUGUGGAUGGCCACGACACAGGAGAGAAUGCGACCGCGUGCAUGGAGCUGAUGCUGUGGAGGGUCAAGGAAGACUCUAAAGUGAAACGGUGGUGAAAAUUGGUUGCUGAGGGGGACGACUGAAACAUCCAUCAGGGUGGGAAUGGUUCCAGAUAGAACCUGGAGCUUGGUAAUGGCUCCAUGUCAACAUUGUGACCUCCUCACUUGUGCACUUUUAUCAUAAACACAUCUGAUCUCAUUUCAGUUACAUAAAAAAAGGUUUUUGAAAGUUAAUUAGUGAAGUUCAACAUGGUUCUCAGGGUGGAAUAAAGGUUUAUGGUAUUGUCUUUGAAGUUGCUUUGACCACUGAACACCAUGUUCCGUCAAAUGCCUUUCUAAGUUGCUUUUGUUAACAUUAUUUGUCCGUUUUCUUUUUCUGUUUUUAUUUAUUUUGUGUUUGUAAUGUUUAUUUUAGCCUUAUAUGCCUAAUUUCUAUGUAAACAUUGAGUGGACACUGCAAAAAAAAAAAAAUCUGGCAAUUGGCAGAGCACAAAUUGUACUUUAACAGUGAACGGGGGCAAAAGUAAAUGCACUAAAGUAAGUGGUCUCUGGCAUUGGUUUGUCUCACAUCUACACUCGGUGUGCAGUUAAUGAGUAUGAUGAACACUGACACCAGCUGUGAUUAAUUGAAUCAGGUAAUUGUGCAGAGUGAAACGUUUAAAUCAGUGCUCAUUUUCAUUGGGGAAAGUUGAAAGGCACAGCCCUGUAAUCAGAGCGUUGGGCCAAUUCACAUUGUGUUGAUUAUCGUUUCAUAUCCUGUAAUCUUAAAGUAAUUGGCUAAACAAACAUUGCACUUCAAAAUAUGAUGCCAAAUAUGUAAAAGUAGCUAUAAUCAGUCACAGGGAAAGCAGCAAUUGAGGAGCUUUAAAACACAUUCCUCCAACUUUUACGUCUAAAAGUAGCAGUAUCAGUUAAUCAUUUUAAACCUCUACCCUGUGGUGAUGAUUUUAGCAAUAACAAAAUGAACACUGAAAUCCACAUCCAUGUUAUUACCGUCUCCAACCUGAGGAUGGCGUUUUAAACCACUUUAUUUCCAGGUUCAUGUGUUAGUGUUUUUAUUGCCCUCCUCCAAGCAGCUGCAAUAAUAAGAAGAAGAGGAAGCUAACAAUAAUUAUUAACAGGAGCAGAAAAAAAUAACUAGAUUUAGUAAAAGAUUAGAACAUUUAAAGUAAUCCACUGCAUGCAGAGAAAGACUCAAAAGGA
Clupea harengus (Atlantic herring) is the source of this 4753-nucleotide messenger RNA. RefSeq lists its product as uncharacterized. Gene Ontology annotation, cellular component: nucleus. Gene Ontology annotation, molecular function: exonuclease activity; nucleic acid binding; metal ion binding. The coding region runs from base 131 to 3607 and encodes 1158 amino acids. NCBI's taxonomy places the organism in Eukaryota, Metazoa, Chordata, Actinopteri, Clupeiformes, Clupeidae. The transcript is spliced from 16 exons. The record is from RefSeq and is a predicted model, not a curated record.